This is a messenger RNA of Colias croceus (clouded yellow), 1339 nucleotides long. RefSeq lists its product as uncharacterized. The record is from RefSeq and is a predicted model, not a curated record. Lineage: Eukaryota; Metazoa; Arthropoda; Insecta; Lepidoptera; Pieridae. Bases 134 to 940 code for a protein of 268 amino acids. The transcript is spliced from 7 exons.
AUUCCGCUAGCCAAGAUGAAAAUUCAACUUCAAAAUAUUUUCUUUAUCAAGCUUGAUGAGUCGUACAUUAUCAGUAAUAGCUUAUCCAAUACUUAUCGUAAUUAUCUGAUAAUAAUUAGUAUUGGUCGUCGUGAUGGCGGAGACACGACGAAGUUACAUUUUUUGUGCAUUUCUCUCAGGAAUUUUAAGUGUGUUGUUAAUUAUUGUUGCACUUGCUAGCGAGGGGUGGGUAGUGUCUACGGGAAGCACGGCUGAACAGAACAAGGACAGCAUUAUCCGCUAUGGCAUGUUCAACGGAGAAUUGGCGUUACAUAUCUUCAUUACUCCCUCUUAUAAUAGACUUUACAUGACAUGUUUAUCGGACAUAAACGCGUGCGCUGUGAGCUGUAAAACGGAGAAAGAAGCGAGGGAAGACGAGGUGCGUGCUCUUGCGCAGGGUUUCCGACCAAACUUAGCCUGCGUGUCGUUCACCACUGUUGAUACAAAUAAUCCGCUAUCAGAGCCGCCUGUACUAUCGUACGGGGUGUACGUGAGUCUGCUCACUCUACUGUUCCUGCAGCUGGUACUGGCGGUGCUGUCCGCGGGGCUCGCCAUACUGAACGCUACUAAGAACCCUACAGAACCAAUAUUUGGCUUGCCAGGUUGUCUCUGGUCGAACGUGGCUACCACAGUGGUGGGUAUGACAUUCAUGCUGUUCUUCGGCAUCUACUGGCUGACCUCCGGGUGGAAGGACCACCUCGCUUUCUCCUACAUCGCGCUGGGAUCGUUGACACCUGGCCCUGGACUUGGUUACUCUUACUGGGUUCUACUAGGUGCUAAUCUAUGUUCCAUCGCCAACGUCGGUUUGAUCAUGCUGAGAAACUACCUUCUGGAGAGAGACCCUCCUCCCCCCACUAUUAAAGUAGAAAAUCACUCUGAUGGAACCAUAUUCUUGUAUUAAAAACAAUCACAAGUUUUCUUCACCAAUCUACUUAUUUAUCCUUAAACUUUCUAUUUUUAUUUCGAAUUCAUGCAAACAAUUUGCCAUCAUUACUUGAAGAUUUAAAUUGAAAAAUACAUUUGAAUUCGCUAAAGAGUUUUCGUCUUCAAUGGGACAGUUGUUAAGAAACAAACAAAGUAGGGACCCUAAAAUUGUGCGCAUUAAGUUGAGUAUUGUUGAGAUCCAGAACACUUAAGUGGGGAGUUGAGGGCAACUUCCUCGGCUUAAUUGACCACAAUUCGUAAAGUUGUACUUUGCUUACUGUUUACAUUCAGCCUAGAAACUGUAAGUUGUAAUGAUAAGCGUAUUUAGUUGUAAGUUUAUUUAUUUGUAUGUUUAAAUAAAGUAAUUUUAUAUUAA